This is a messenger RNA of Cyprinodon variegatus (sheepshead minnow), 1463 nucleotides long. Its product is annotated as 7-methylguanosine phosphate-specific 5'-nucleotidase-like. Lineage: Eukaryota; Metazoa; Chordata; Actinopteri; Cyprinodontiformes; Cyprinodontidae. The transcript is spliced from 10 exons. Gene Ontology annotation, cellular component: cytoplasm. The coding region runs from base 162 to 1139 and encodes 325 amino acids. Gene Ontology annotation, molecular function: magnesium ion binding; 5'-nucleotidase activity. The record is from RefSeq and is a predicted model, not a curated record.
AACAUUGAGGGGAAGAUGGGACUUUUUCUAGUGUGACACAUAAGAGUGCAGAUUUUUUAUUUUUAUUUAUUUAUGUUCGAGGUUUUUGUAUUUGCUAUGUUAAACAUUUUAAACGGUUUUUCGUAGGACGGGUUAGCACGCGGCUAACUUUCCGUUUGAAAAUGAUUUAUCAGUUUCCCUGGAUCCAUACACCGGUGCGGACCGCCUUGGCAAUCUGGAACCAGCUAACUAAAACUGAUAUCCUAGAGCUGACUAAGGGCUCUGUGAUGAUGAGGGAGCGCAGCAGAGUGGAGGACACCAUUCACUCCAUGCAGAAAGCAGGAGCCAGAAGCCUGCAGGUUAUCUCAGACUUUGAUAUGACGCUCACCAGAUUUGCUUACCAAGGAAAGAGGGUCCCCACCACGCACAACAUCCUUAAUAACAGGUUGUUGAUAAAUGAAGACUCCACAAAAAAGAUGAAGGAGCUGUUAAAUAGAUAUUAUCCCAUAGAAAUUGAUGCAAACCUCAGUCCUGAGGAGAAGCUGCCUUAUAUGGUGGAAUGGUGGACUAAAGUCCAUGAACUGCUGAUUCAGCAGAGGAUUAGGAAAGACAUGCUGGCCCACGCUGUCAGGGAAUCCAGUGCCAUGCUCAGGGAAGGCUACCGGGUGUUUUUCGACUGUCUGGCUGAGCAACGGGUGCCUCUGUUGAUCUUCUCUGCGGGAGUCGGCGACGUCCUGGAGGAGGUGAUCCGACAGAAUGACGUCUUUCAUCCAAACGUCCACAUCAUCUCCAACUACAUGGACUUUGACCAUGCUGGGAUCCUCCAAGCCUUCAAAGGCCAACUGAUCCACUCCUACAACAAAAGGGAAGGAGCUUUGUCCCACGCCACCGCGCUCAGAGAGCUGCACGGUCGACCCAACGUGCUGCUGCUGGGAGACUCUCUGGGAGACCUGAGCAUGGCUGACGGCGUCUCUGAGGCGCAGAACAUCCUGACGGUGGGCUUCCUCAAUGAUCAGGUGGAGGACAGAAAGGAGUCAUACAUGAACUCGUUUGACAUCGUGCUUGUGAAGGACGAGACGAUGGACGUCCCCAAUGCCAUCCUGAGAUACAUCAUCUCAGAAACUAGAAAGGUGCACAGGAAAAAGGUGGACACUACUUGAAAGUAUAAAUAUAUUGCCCAUGUUUUAUUUACAUUGUGACCUCAAUCCAGACCUCAGGAGUCACCUCAUUUUAUUUUGCCCUCUGUUUUCAUUUUGCGUAAGCACCACAGGUGUUCUACUUUAAAUGUAAACAAAUGAAGAAGGUGUGUUAUCUUGUGUGAGAUCCUGUUGUUUUCACAUCAAUGUGCUCCUUUUGGAUUAGUUUCUUUCAUGUCUGAACCGGGAUGCUAAUAUGUUGUAAAUCUCUCAAACUUUGAACCCAGAAUUAUAUUAACCUUUUUUUUUUCUUUGCCUAUUCUUGGUAAAUGUAGGUACUUGAUGUGU